Molecule: messenger RNA, 1356 nt
Organism: Poecilia reticulata (guppy)
Lineage: Eukaryota; Metazoa; Chordata; Actinopteri; Cyprinodontiformes; Poeciliidae
Gene: tmem169b
Product: transmembrane protein 169b
Source: RefSeq, a predicted model, not a curated record
CUACAUUUAGUUUUUGUAAAUGCAGUAGAUGGGACAAAUAUUUCAACCCACACAUAACACAUCAGAAAAGUAGCCUAUGAUUCAGAGUUAAUUGGUUUCAAGGAAAGGAUGGCACAGGUAGAGGAAUCUCACACUGAAGGGGAGAGCAGCCCUCAGAUGGUCUCCUUGAGAUCAGACGUGUCAGUGAGCCAGGGGAAUGAUGGAGAAGUGGGGCCAUCUAUGAGGAGGAAGAGGAGGAAGAAGAAAGAGCCCCGUCCAGAGUCCAUCAUCGURUACCGCUCCGAAAUGGAGAGAGCACCAGGAGAGGAGCAGAGCGGCGAGGAGGGAGGGGAAAGGAGCACAGAGGAGGGAGCAAAGUUCCUGGGAACACCAACAGGAGAAGAAAGGGACUGGAACCUUCCCCCAGACAGCCGCUACGUGACGCUUACUGGCACCAUCACUCGAGGAAAGAAGAAAGGCCAGGUGGUGGACAUUCAUGUCACUUUGACAGAGAGGGAACUCAGGGAUCUGGCCAAGUCAAAGGAGCGUCUUGAUGCGGAGUGUGAGGCUGGGGAAGGGUACAAACGCAAGUGCACCUUAGGAGUGUGCCAGGGACCCCAUGUGGUGCUGUGGAGCAUCUCCUGCGCUCCUGUGGUUUUCCUCCUUUCCUUCAUCACCUCCUUCUACUACGGCACGCUCACCUGGUACAACGUCUUCCUGGUGUACAACGAGGAGCGGACGUUCUGGCACAAGAUUACCAUUUGUCCCUUUCUCAUCAUCUUCUACCCUGUGCUCAUCAUGCCAUUGGCGUUGUCUCUGGCUCUAUACUCAGCCGUGGUGCAGGUGUCCUGGGCCUUCAGUGAGUGGUGGCUGGCGGUGCGAGACCUGGAGAAAGGCUUUUGUGGCUGGGCCUGUGGGAAGCUGGGGCUGGAGGACUGCUCCCCCUACAGCAUUGUGGAGCUGCUCGACUCCGACACGGUUUCUGGGACUCUGCAGAGCAAGGCACCCAGUGAAUUUGCCCAGACGUCAUCAGUUUGAGGCGGGGGCAUUGCUGAUUUGCUGAGCUGUGCAACUGCAUUCAAAGGCCUUUUUCACAUUUUAUCAGGUUACCACCACAAACUUUMAUGGAUUUUAUUUGAGUUUUAUGUGAUUAACCAACAUAACAUCCACCUUUUGUUGCACUUAAAGCUGCAAGUAUUGUAUAUGUUAACCAGUUUUGCAUGUCUAGAGACUUACAUUUUUGUCAAUUCUUAAAACAAUAACUCAAGCUUMGURCGAUUAGACUAACGAACRUUAUCAGURAAUAUUUAUUUUCAAGUCUUUUCACAGAUUCUUUGUUAAUUAUACCUUUGGACUUUGACAACGUCACUCUCACAU